CAAAACAAAUGAAUCAGCUGUUCGCAAAUAAUGUUUGGCUACCAAAGGCGGCGUCGUCGGAAGUUUAGCAUAAAACUUAAUCAACCUAUAUUAUAUUUUAUAUUAGGUUAAGCUCGACAACGAGUUCCCACUAAGAAGCUGUGAUGAAUUUCGACCAAGACAAGGAGAGUCAGCAAUUCUUCGAUAAGAUGCACAGCUCUCGAGGUACGCGUAAUUUGCAACAAAUAUUCGAAGACGACGACAGACCGCUACAGAGCGAAAGCAAUAAUUUGCGCUAUCAACCAACACAACAAAAGUCACAAACAGCUCCAACAACAGCAACAGCGACAACAACGACAACUGCCAGCAGCAACCGGAACAAUAACAAAUCAACAGCUGAGCCAAAGUGGAGCACUCUGGUGGCCAAAGUAGCCAAUGGCUACAACGGCAGCGAGAGUGUGGGACGUGUGGGCGUGGCACUCUCACGCAACGUCAUCGGUGCCGCCAAGCUGGUGAUCUACAAGUCACGCAGCCAAUUGCUCAGCACACUGCUGCUGACCAAAUCGACGACAUCGUCGUCGCCAGGCGAAGGCGCCUCCCGACUGCUAAUGCGUGCCUCUUAUAUGCAGUUCUACGAUGAUGAGCAGCGCUUCUGGAGUCUGCGCUUCGAGGCCGCCGUCGAUGAGGCGGAAUUCACCGAUGCGCUGAUCAGUUUGGGGCUGCCCAUCGAUCAGAAGCAGCCUGAAAAGGCGCAACAGAAUGCUAAAGAAGAGCAGCAGCAGGCGAGCACAUCAUUAGCAGCAUCAUCAACAGCAUCAACAGCAGCGUCAGCAGCAGGUACUCCAAGAUCGUUUCAACGUUUCAAGGAGUUCGAGGCGAGCAGCUGCGAUAGCGACAGCGAAUCAACGCAAUCCAACGAGGAGAACAUCUUGACAUUGCCGACGCCGGCGCCGAGUAAAGCGCUCAUUCCAGUGGCAUCAACAACUUCAUCAGCAGCACCAAGCAGCGGCAACAAACUGGAGGCAUAUUUGCAUGAGCAACGUGCCAAUGGCGAAGCGAUGGACAGGAAAAUGGACACACUACUUCAGGCCAUGUGUCGCCUCACAGCAGCCAAUCACAGCAGCAGCAACAGCGUUGUCAGUGAUUCCGCCUCAACACUGAAGAUUGAAUCGGUCAACGAUGUCGCUGAUAACGACAACGAGGAUGAGCUGCUGGAGCUGGAGCAGAAACUGUUGGACUAUAAGAAACAGAAUCGUGUGCUCGCCAAGAGUCUAAAGCAACGCGAACAGGAGAUGAUGGUGUUGCGUGCCUCAACUUGUAAUUUGUGCGACAAAAUGCGAAAUCAAAACAACGAGCUAAAGAAGCAAAAUAGAACUUUAAUCGCAACGUUGGCGGAUAAGGCGAAGAGUGAUGAUCAGCAAGAUGAUGAUGAUGCAGCAGGGAAUGCAAGUUGUUUGCAGUGUGACAAGUAUCUGGAGAGAAUCAGAGAGCUGGAGAAGCGUGUUCAGUUGCUGCAGGCGGUUGUCUUGGAUUAUUCCAAGGACAUCAAAAGCAGCAGCAGCAGCAACUCGUCAGGGCUUCUCUAAUUAUUGUAUUAUCUUUUUGUAUUUCGUAUUCAUUAUUAUUUGCAAUUCGUUGCAAAAUUGGAACCCGUUUUUUUUGUGCAUUCCACACACUAAAAGCAUAAAUAAAUAAUCUAAAAUUUUCAUUUGUAUAUUAUUAUUGUUAUUUCUAGUGAUCUCGUUUCUAUGUCAUUUGAUUUCCUGUGUGUAAAAUGUGCUGAAAUAGCUGAACAAAUAAAUUAUCUAUUCAAAUCUUGUAAUAUUAACUGCCAUCACUAAACUUACUUUGUAUAUACAGAUCCAACCAAUUGUUGAAACAAAUUUACAAAAAUUUAGUGCAUAGAUUGAUUCUAAGAUAAGAAAAAGCAAUAAAUAAUU
Drosophila nasuta is the source of this 1919-nucleotide messenger RNA. RefSeq lists its product as uncharacterized. The record is from RefSeq and is a predicted model, not a curated record. Bases 144 to 1565 code for a protein of 473 amino acids. The transcript has 2 exons. NCBI's taxonomy places the organism in Eukaryota, Metazoa, Arthropoda, Insecta, Diptera, Drosophilidae.